CCCAACUCCCAUCAAUUUUUACUUGAGGAGACCUCUCUUAUUCAAGGAAUGGAUAGGAUGGAUGAUCCAAUUGGAAACCCUUUAGCAGCACAGACUAAUUAUCAGUUUCAGUUGCAUGAUUUCAUUGAUGAAGCCAACUUCGAUCGAUACAUUGAUCUAAUUCGAGGAGAGAAUGAAAUCACUGCUUUCGAUUGUGAUCUUAUCAAUGGCUUUUUGGUGGAUAACCAAUUUGGUCUGUCCACAGGAGAUAAAUUUGAUUGUGAUCUCAUCAACCAUGUUCCUACACACACUUCGAGUGCAAUGGAACAGGAUCCCAAUUACGUCCCCAUUGCAUUGCCGAGUUUUGACGGGGACAUGGGAUUAGAGGCUGAAGAAAAUACUGAUGAGGAAGACUCUUCUGGAACCACCACAACGACUAAGAAAACGAAGAAGGAUCGAUCAAGGACAUUGAUUUCGGAGCGAAGGAGGAGGGGUAGGAUGAAGGAGAAGCUCUAUGCUUUGCGGUCCUUGGUUCCUAAUAUAACUAAGAUGGACAAGGCCUCCAUAAUUGGGGAUGCCGUAUUAUAUGUGCAAGAGCUGCAAAUGCAAGCCAAUAAGCUAAAAGCCGAUAUUGCCAGCCUUGAAUCAUCCUUAAUAGGAUCAGAUAGAUAUCAAGGGUCAAAUAGAAAUCCAAAGAAUCUUCAAAAUACAAGUAACAACCAUCCAAUUCGCAAGAAGAUCAUCAAGAUGGAUGUGUUUCAAGUGGAAGAAAGAGGGUUUUACGUGAGAUUGGCGUGCAACAAGGGAGAAGGCGUUGCAGCCUCGCUCUAUAGGGCUCUCGAGUCCCUUACAAGCUUCAUUGUUCAAAACUCAAACUUGGCUACAACUUCUGAGGGGUUUGUAUUAACGUUUACUUUAAAUGUUAAAGAAAGUGAGCAGGACAUGAACUUGCCAAAUUUGAAGCUAUGGGUUACUGGGGCUCUUUUGAAUCAAGGAUUUGAACUUUUAACGGCUUAAUCUAUCUGUUUAGCCCUGCCUCUAUCCUCUCUCGAGCAUAUGAAGAAUUAAAAAUGAGAUUAAGACAAUAAUCAUCAUGCUUAUGAUUUAGAAGCCAUGAAUCUUGAGACAUUUUGUACUAAUUUCCCAUGAUCUGUAUCGUUUAGCCGCAAACAGAAUAAAAGUCAAGAACAAUUUCAGUUU
Populus nigra (black poplar) is the source of this 1179-nucleotide messenger RNA. RefSeq names its product transcription factor FER-LIKE IRON DEFICIENCY-INDUCED TRANSCRIPTION FACTOR. Gene Ontology annotation, biological process: regulation of DNA-templated transcription. The transcript has 4 exons. NCBI's taxonomy places the organism in Eukaryota, Viridiplantae, Streptophyta, Magnoliopsida, Malpighiales, Salicaceae. The record is from RefSeq and is a predicted model, not a curated record. Bases 49 to 996 code for a protein of 315 amino acids. Gene Ontology annotation, cellular component: nucleus. Gene Ontology annotation, molecular function: sequence-specific DNA binding; DNA-binding transcription factor activity; protein dimerization activity.